This is a messenger RNA of Clonostachys rhizophaga, 1032 nucleotides long. The record is from the annotation of a GenBank genome assembly. NCBI's taxonomy places the organism in Eukaryota, Fungi, Ascomycota, Sordariomycetes, Hypocreales, Bionectriaceae.
AUGGCGGCUAUGACCUACACAACUAUUGAAUUGGCUACUCCCAACGGCCCCGAGUACCGCCGAGUAAGCACCAAGCCUCCUCGGUUACCAGAGGAAGACGAGAUGCCAGUGAUUGAUCUUGGUGCUCUCAAUGGAGAUUUUGCAGCGCGCAAGGAGCUCGCCUCGCAGUUCAGGACUGCUGCAGAAAAGACUGGAUUUUUCUAUGUUCGCAAUCAUGGCAUCCCUGAAGAUCUGAUCCAAAGUGCACUAAGCCAAAUCCAAACCUUUUUUGAUCAGCCCGAGGAGACUAAGGAGAGUAUCUCACUUCACCAUGCGGGCCAAACCCUUGGGUACCUUGGAGUCGGUGGCUCGCAAAUCAAUAAUACUGAAAGCAGAGACAGAAAAGAGACUUUCUCCAUGCGGUACGAUCCACGGGCUGACCCUAAAAGAGACGACAACGAGCCGGCAGACGAGUCUAGGUCAGACGCGGUGGACCAGAUUUGGGAAAAGACCAGCCAUCUCAAGGGUUUCCAGGAUGCACUAGUCGAAUUCUGGCAGAAACGUUUGGAGCUGGUGCGUAGAAUGAUUCGCAUCAUGGCCCUGGCUUUGGAUCUCCCGGAAAGCUAUUUUGAUGCUGUCACGACACAUCCUGGCGCGGAUGCUGUCUACAUUCACUACCCUCCUACCCCUAGAGAGAAUAUGACUGCAGAUGUGGACGUUGGUAUUGGCUCGCACACUGACAUCCAAUGCAUCACCCUUCUCUGGCAGGACAACUCGGGCGGCCUGCAGGUUUUGACUGCGGAUGGGGAGUGGCUGGAUGCUCGGCCGCUUGAGGGAACUCUGGUCGUAAACAUCGGAGACUUCCUACAGCGCUUGUCAAACAACAGAUUCAAGUCGACUGUCCAUCGUGUGUACAACCGCAAGAGCACAUCGCGGUACUCUAUGCCUUUCUUCCUGGGUUUCAACCCUGAGGCGACAUUGCAGGUUGUGCCCACGUGUGUAGACAAAGAUCAUCCAGCUCUUUACGAGCCGAUUUCAUGUGGCAAGGUAUGA